This is a messenger RNA of Ceutorhynchus assimilis (cabbage seed weevil), 3298 nucleotides long. The record is from the annotation of a GenBank genome assembly. NCBI's taxonomy places the organism in Eukaryota, Metazoa, Arthropoda, Insecta, Coleoptera, Curculionidae.
GCAAGUGUUGUCAAGAGACUAAACAAAAUGGCGGCCAAAGUCGGAAAUUUUUAGGUUUAUUUUUGAAGAAGUAAACAACGAGGUUUUUCAAUAAUUUCGGUAUUUUUUAUUUUCAAAAUAUUUUCAAAUUUUCAAAAAACUAUCUACUUUUUGAAGAUUUAUGUAAUGUAUUUAAAUAGUUAAACAUUUGCCUUGAAGACACGGAGAACAGCCUUUCCUAACCUCAUUGUACAUCCCAGUUUAUUUUGGGAGAAAAAUGUCUCGACACGUGCAAAAUGCUGACUCCGCGGUACUAGAGCGAAGACUGCGACCUAUUUACGAUUGGUUAGAUUCAGGCAAUAAUAAAAAAGCCCUUCAAGAAUGUGAUAAAGUUAUAAAAAAGACGCCAAACUUACAAUGCGCCAAAGCACUCAAAGCGCUCACUUUGCUAAGAAUGGGAAGGGAAAAUGAUACUAAUGUGAUCUUAGACAAUCUGAAUGCCGAAAAGCCUAUCGAUGAAGCUACCUUGCAGGCAAUGACAUUAUGUUACAGGGAAAUGCAAGAAUUGGAAAAAAUAUGCAAGUUAUAUGAAACUGCCGUUAAAUUAGACCCUACUCAUGAAGAACUACAUACUCAGCUUUUUAUGAGCCAUGUCAGAGUUAGCGAUUUCAAGGCGCAACAGCAAAGUGCUAUGGCACUUUACAAGCAAAAACCUAAAAACCCGUAUUAUUGUUGGAAUGUUAUGAGUAUUGUUCUGCAAGCUACAAGAGGAGAAGGAGCUACAGAUCCUACUAAAAGAAAACUUCUUUUAAGUCUAGCUGAAAGAAUGAUGAAAAAAUUAGUUGAUGAUGAUAAAGUGGAUGCUGAACAAGAAGUUCAAUUAUAUGUGCUUGUCUUGGAACUACUAGACAAAUAUGAUGAUUUAAUUAAAAUCUUAGAUGGUCCUUUAGGGGAAAAACUUCAGUGUGCAAACUUGUCACAUUUAAAACUGAAAUAUUGCAAAAAAUUGAAUAGAUGGACUCAAGUUAAUGUAAUCUGUAAGGAGAUAUUAAAUGAAAGUUUUGAUAGAUGGGAUAUUUGGAAGGAAUAUGUUAAUUCUGUAUUCAAAUCAACUAAUUCUUGCAUUAAUGGAGAUAGUCAAGAAUUUUCAGGUGAUGAAUUUGAUUGUGCGGAUAACACUGCUGAAAAAUGUCAUGAGUUUAUUUGCUGUGUUAUUGAAGGGGGAGCUGCGAAUGAUUUUUUACUGAGAGGUCCAUUCUUAGCCAGAUUUGAACUAUGUGCCAAGCUUCAAGAAAACAACAUACCAUCUAAUGAUAUUUUAGGAGAUAUUAUUGAGCUGUUUGUAGAGUAUUUUAGGAAAUUCGGACACAAGCCUUGUUGCGUGUCAGAUUUAAGAAUUUACUUGAAACUGUUGAAUGACGAACAAAAAUCGGAACUUGCAACGAAAUUGGUCAAGGAAGUUGGGAUAGGGCCUACUAGCAUACCACAAUCGGCCAAUCAGAUGCAACGACACAUAGGCGCCCUCCAACUGUCCAGGCUGUGUGGCUCGCAUCGGAACUUAUCACCAGAACACCUACGCGCUUUAGUCACAGCAUUCAUUUUGCAUUAUCAGCAUGGCUAUCAGGCCUACGGCAAAGACUUGCCUUUCACAGACUUGGGACCUUCAGAUAAUUAUGCCUUACUAGCUGCGCACGUCUUGUAUGAUUUAUCUAGAAUCGAAAACGGGGUGGAUUAUUUAAUUGGGGCUGUAGCGUUGUUGGAGAGCUUACUGAAAAAUUCUCCUAGUAAUUUUCAUGCAAAAUUAUUGGCAGUUAAAUUUUAUCAUAUGUUAGGUGAUGGUAUGGGAGCAAACAAUAUAUUCUACAGCCUCGAUAUUAAACAUCUACAAUUAGACUCUUUAGGCUACAUCCAUUGUGGACAGUUAGCCACAACAGGAUUGUAUUCUUUAUGUGCAAUUCAUUAUGAUACAACCUUAAAGUUUUUUUCUUCCAAUUAUAAGGAUAGUACAGAUCAUUUAACGUUUUCAUAUAAAUUCGGUUCCUUCCAUAAAUUAGACGAAUUUAUGGAUUUCCGGGAAACAAUGAACAACAGCAUGCAUUACACCACUGUUGUUGUAGACAGAAUAAUUUUAAGCCUCGUCGACUGUUCUAGAUUAGAUAGUUUGUAUAAUUUGGACAUAUCACCUAAGGACAAUAAAAUUGAAUGGGAUAAGUUAGGAGAUAAUAGGGAUUUAAAGGUUUACGUAACAUGGGACCCAGAAUUUGCUAGUCAAGAUAUCGAGGAGAGUGAAGAAAUAAAACAAUUAUACAUUCAAGAUCUUAAAUUUUUAAAAUUAAGAACACAUAUUUUGUGGUCUUUGAGCUGUGGAAUAGAGGUGCUGAAAUCUUUGGAUGGUACCAGGCAAAAGCAUAUUGAAAGUUUGCAAAAAAUAUUGAAAGAUUGGAAAGAUUUAGAAGACGAUGUUAGGGAGAAUAAUUUAAAACCUAUUUCAGAGGAUCUUAUUGCAUAUCCGCCUCCUUCUCGGCUACACAGUUUCCUGCAAACUUCCUAUCGCACUAGUAUAAAGGCUUUCAUGGAUUUUUUCCUUGCUCUUGCUGCUGAUAACGAACAAGAAGCGGAUAGCACCUGCAAAAAUGCUGAACUAGAGUUAGAGUCUUUAACACAGAGGCUUGAAAAAAUUGUAAUGACAGCAGCCUCUGAUUUUAGAGAAAAAAGAAAAGCAAUGGAGCUGUUUGUUAAUAGUUUAGAGGUUAUCUGUAUUGGCUGUGUCCUUUGUAUAAUGUCUAGUGAAUUGAUAAAACCUUCCCAAGCAAAAAAAGGUAAAAAGAAACAAGCUCCAGAAUCGAAACUCAAAGACUUCUUACAUCUGUUAGUGAAUCAACUGAAAACUCAAAUAAAUAAAUUAAGUGACUUGUUAACAAACUGGUCGAACGCUGUGAUCGAAAAAGACUUGGUGAACAUUUUAGAAUCUUUAAAUUUAAACACACACAGUUCCGAUUCACAUAAAAAUAUUACACAAAGCUAUGCAGUUUCAUGUAAGGAAAUUCAAGGUGUGCUGAAGAAUAAGCUGAAAAUGUUGGAUACAAUUUAGGAAUAGUUGUGCGCCACUUCUUCCAUUAAAUCAAUGGGUUGUGUAUCUACAAUGAACAUUUAAAGGCCGCGGGACGGACCUUGAAAGGUGGCGAAUUUAUCAAUAAUAAGUGAGAUUCUGAAAAAUCUUGUCAGUGUAAAGAUAUAGUCAUAUUGAAAUUAUUUUUGACCAGUGAUAGGAUGUCAGGAUACUGCCCUUAGGAGAUUGUAUAUAAUAAAUCAAUUAUUA